Molecule: messenger RNA, 1885 nt
Organism: Mya arenaria
Lineage: Eukaryota; Metazoa; Mollusca; Bivalvia; Myida; Myidae
Product: adhesion G protein-coupled receptor L3-like
Exons: 17
Biological process (GO): adenylate cyclase-activating G protein-coupled receptor signaling pathway; cell surface receptor signaling pathway
Cellular component (GO): membrane
Molecular function (GO): G protein-coupled receptor activity
Source: RefSeq, a predicted model, not a curated record
AUUAGCCUGGAUGACCCAUCCAACACGACAUAUGGGGCCGUCGCUGACGUUAUAUGUGACUCUGGAUUUGAACACAGUGUAUAUCACGUGAUCUGUUUAAGUAAUGGUUUGUGGUCAGAGGCAUCGUGUGCCGCUAAGAUCACUCUGGAUGAUCGAUCCAACACGACAUAUGAUUCCACCGCUGACAUUAUAUGUGACAUUGGAUUUGACACCAGUGUAGAUCACGUGACAUGUUUAAGUAAUGGAUCAUGGUCAGAGGCAUCGUGCUUGCCUAAAGAUUGUGGAGCAGUCGAUGUACCAGUCAAUGGACAAGUAGAAAACCCAGAAGAAACGACCUUUCAAAAGGUUGCUCUUUUCAAAUGCAAUAUUGGCUAUGAUUUGAUUGGAAACGGUUCGAGGUUGUGUAUUGUGAAUUUGAGCGGCGAAAUGUUUUGGACUGAAAAUACACCAAAUUGUCAAGUGAAAGAUUGUAAAGCGUUAAGUAGUCCAGAGAAUGGAAGAGUAAAUAUUCCGAGCGGAACAACAUAUCAUCAGAAUGCGACGUAUACGUGCAACAAUGGAUAUGAGCUUAUAGGAGAUAGGGUUCGGCAGUGUAUCAAGUCUCGAAGAUGUCGUCCUGACGGUUCAUGGGAGCGACCACAGUACAACUGUAAUAUAUCAACCUGCAAAAAAAUACUGGGACUAGUCGAUUCCUUGGGAUCUGCUCUUAGAAGAAGUAAUCUAACUAGUGAUGAUACAUCAGUCACAAUCAUCAAGACAAAUGUCGCAUUGGAAGUGAAAAGGAUAAAGAAUGAAGAUAUUGAGUUUCCUGCAAAUGAUUCAUCUGAUGGUGCACUCGAUGCUAGAAAAGAUUGGAUUUAUAAUUCUAACAGUAAAUUGAUGUUGGACGAUAAUGCGUUAGAAGUCUGUGAGUGCAAUCACCUUACUAACUUUGCUGUGCUGAUGAGCCCAUUCGUGCAGGCAGAUGCCGAGUCAAUACCUUUGCGCAUAAUUUCCAUUGUUGGUAUUGCUGUAUCCAUGUUGUGUCUUCUAUUAACAUAUUUUGUGUACAUUUGUUUAUGGAGGAACAUAAAGAACGACCGUGCUGUGUUUCUUCUGAACCUCUGUAUUGCCUUGUUGUUCUCAUGCGUCGUGUUCCUGGCCGGAGUCGACAGAACAGAAAGCAAUGAGUUUUGUAAGGUUGUUGCUGGCUUGUUGCACUAUUUAUACUUGGUCGUGUUUUGUUUGAUGCUGGCGGAGGGAAUAGACAUGGCAUACACAGUUCUUUAUGUAUUUGCUACAAGAUCAAGGGCGAGAUCACUAGUCAUUGCUUCAUGGGUUUCACCAGCAGUCAUUGUCGGAAUAACACUCGGAGUAACACAGACACAGGGAUAUGGAAAUACUGACUUCUGCUGGUUAUCUAUCUUACAUGGAGUAAUAUGGGCGUUCGUGGCGCCUGCCUUGCUCAUUAUUUUGAUAAGUUUGAACAUUUUAUGUCUGGUCCUUGUUUUCAACAAAAUGCUGAGAAUGAAAGCAAUGGAAACUAAGAAAAUGCCAGAAAAAAUAAAGACAAGCCUUCGUUCACUCUGUGUACUUGUUCCUCUGAUGGGUGUGUCAUGGAUUUUGGGCAUAUUCUAUAUCAACGAGGACUUUUACUCCAUGCAAUACCUCUUUUCCAUUUGUAACGGUCUUCAGAAAAGAUCGAAUACGGAAAUGUCAAAAUCAAAAGACCUUAAACAUCUAGAGACUUGAGGCAUUGAUGAAUCGAUCAACCGGAGAAACCUGGACAUCUAAAGCUGACGACGGUUGACAAUUUCACUUGCCGGAAGGGGGCGGAGCAGUUUUAAGAUGUUGUAUUUUAUACUCCACCUGCUACUUAAUCUACACACACGGAGAACAUUCAUAA